GUGAAAGAUUUGCUUUCAGCACCACCUGCAGAGAUGGUCUUGAUACAGCACAGUCAUCUUGCCAUUGGCCAGCGGUACAUCCAUGCGGACUUUGACCAGAAGGUCUUCACCUUCAAGACCAUGGAAGACCAAGCAAUCUUUCAUCAGCUGUUUGUGGAACCUAUCAAGCAGAUGAUUGCAGCCAAGAAAGGCCAAGUCUUCAGUGACUACUUGGAGGCCUAUGUUCAGACAAUUGUCCCUGAGGCCUGCCUGGAGCGUUCUGGAUCUGCGGAGCUAUCUUUCUCCCUGCACCCUUCUGGUGUGUACACCUCCAAGAAAGUCAAGAAGGGAGAUCUGCAGCUCUACCCACUUGGAAUUGCGCAGCUUGUCAAAGCUGAGUAUGUGGGGAAGAUCAAAGGUAUUCGCUUGAAAUAUGAAGGCAUCCGCUUUCAGCUGUCCACCUACAAGCAGCUCUCCAGCUUUUAA
This is a messenger RNA of Durusdinium trenchii, 465 nucleotides long. NCBI's taxonomy places the organism in Eukaryota, Dinophyceae, Suessiales, Symbiodiniaceae. The record is from the annotation of a GenBank genome assembly.